GGCGCCCGAAACAAAUUGAAACCCUAUUCCACUUCUGCAUUUUGCACCGGCGAUAAUGUCGAAACGAAGGAAGCAAUUUCUCACAUCAACUCCAAAUUCGCCGGAAAAAUACUCGCCGGCGGUGGCAAUCGUUGGGAGCAACUUAGAUCUGGUAACUGAGACACUUUUACGAGUGCCCGCUAAGUCGCUCAUCAAAUUCAAGUGUGUGUCCAAACAUUGGCUCUCUCUCAUCUCCGACUCCAACUUUGCUAUCAACCAUACCCGCCGUAACCCCACUCCUCCCGUCUCCGGCAUAUACGUGGGCGCCAAAUGGUCGAAAUCCCUAAUCCUAAAGGAUCAGUUUUCGCCUUUCUCUCUUGGUGGCCGCCGCGGAACUAGUAGUCUUCCGGCUCUCUCCUUUCUCCGUGAUGCUAUUUCAGGAGAUUAUUCAAAGGUAAGCCACUCUUCCAAUGGCUUAUUUUUGUGUCGCAACGGAAAUACGAAUUACUCGUACAUUGUUUGUAAUCUGACCACACAAAAGUUCAUACCACUUCCCAAACCUAGUUUCACUUCAUCUGGAUAUCUUUCUUGCAUGGAAGAACCUUACUUGAUUUUUGAUCCUACUAAAUCACCUCAUUACAAGGUUGUGUUAGUUAAUAGUUCUCACCUCCUCAAUGCUUCCCAAUUGGCUAUAUACACUUCCGAAUUUGCAUCUUGGAAGAACGUGAGUCUUGAACCUCGAAUUGACAACUUCAGACGCGGUGUCAUUUGGAAUGGAGGAAUUAUUUGGAGGAGUUGCUCGAGGUGCGAGCACAUCUACUAUCAAUUGGAUGUGGAUACAGAGAAGCUGACAGUAACUCGAGUGCCCCCAGACCCUAAUCUCUCGACAUGUGUGAUUUAUUUUGGAGAAUGUGGUGGCCGUUUGCUUCUCAUUCAACUUCCUAUAAAUGAUGCUAUGGAAUUCAAAGUGUUUGAGAUGGACAGAGAUGACUUCCGCUGGAUAGUGAGGUACCGGGUAGAUCUAACAUCCUUAAUAUUGCCGAAUAGAAGUAGAUGUGUAAUUUCUGUGAUAAGUGUUGUGAGAGGAGCAAACGAGAAUGAUCUCGAAGUGGUGUUCUACAACCGGGGCAAAGUCUAUUCCUGUAAUCUUGAGUACAGGACAAUGAAGGUUCUUUGCGAAUUGUCUCCUGGUGAGAUUUCAAAUUUCGGUCUUGCAAAAGAACUUCACGAAAGGUCUUAUCAAUUCAUCAAAAGUCUAUCCCCUGUUUGAGUGAUGCCUUACUUUUUGAAGAAAUGCCAUAACCUUGUCAUAUAUGGAUCAAAGGGUGAAUGUUUUGUUGUCUCUGAUUACAUUAGGUUAUUAUAAUCAGGAUUGUUUGCUACGUUGCUAUACCAUCUUUGGUCAUCAGUAGGUAUGAUGGAUUCUCCUAUGACUUCUUUUGUCACAUGGGAAAGCUAUUUCCUAUAAUCUGAAGUGUGGGGCACUGUAUGUUCUUUGCAAUAUGGAGCCAACUGAAUAUCCGUUUAUUGAAAGCAUAUGCAACUGUUUGUGUAAUGUCCUCUUACACUGGUUUUUAUGGACCUUUUAUUCUGCUUCUUAGUUCGAAACAUUGGGUAGCUUCCUAGCAAAUAGGCAAUUGGCGUACAGUAUAUUGUUGUGAUGUCUUUCCUUGUCAUAUAAGGAUAUCACAGUCUACGCUUCUGUUUAGAAUUCUCUAAACACCUGACGUGUGCUCUUAAUUAGUCCUUUUUCUUCAGUACAUUGCCCGGUAAUUACAUUCUAAUUGUCCC
This is a messenger RNA of Rhododendron vialii, 1770 nucleotides long. RefSeq names its product F-box protein At5g07610-like. The coding region runs from base 56 to 1249 and encodes 397 amino acids. The transcript has 2 exons. Gene Ontology annotation, molecular function: protein binding. The record is from RefSeq and is a predicted model, not a curated record. NCBI's taxonomy places the organism in Eukaryota, Viridiplantae, Streptophyta, Magnoliopsida, Ericales, Ericaceae.